AAAAACUACGUUUAUCUACAAAUUGUUGGCAUUUUGUCUCAUUAAUUUAGUGCAUGCCAUGCUUGGGCAGAAUUCAGUUUGGCAUAAAAUAUUAUCCAGCUCCAUAUCUCGUUGCAGGUAGCAGUGUGGGUGAAAUCAUCGCAUAUUGUAUACGCAUAUCUGCAGAUAGCGUGUAUUACAGGGUACAUGAUAAUAGUACUUAUAGUUGAGAAUUGCAAAUAAUAUCCUGUACUGUAAUCAAGUUUGCAUGGCAUUGUAUUCAAGUGCAAAGCCAAAAACCACUAUUUUUCCAUUGUUGUCAAGAUUUCAAGGAGUCAGGUACUGGAUUCAGUCGAACGGUUAAGGGGGUUUCCAAACCAGUUUUUUUUUUGCAGAGCUUGAAAAAUUUUGCAGACAUAUUAUAAUUUCCAGUCAAACCGUAAUGAAAUGUAGGAGUUUGAUUUUCAUACGAAGUGCGUACACUAUUUUAAACUUAUUUUCCAUGCAGGAAAAUCCCUAAAAUAAGGUGGCUGCGAAAUGGCUGCGGAUUUACAUCGUUCAAAAAUUAUGAUACUUCAACGUAUCAAAAAUAAAUUUGUGCUGUUUCUUGCUACUAUUUUAUUUGUUUUGUUAAUAAUUCCUACCACGACGUUUAUAAUACUGCCGUGCUUGAUAUACCGUCAACUGCUCUUGAUAUACGCAAAGUGGUGCAAGCCAAGUCUGGGCAAACUCUUGUGUGCCCGAAGUGCUUUAGCUGCCCUUGACGAUAUCCACACUGCCCCCAAAUGCACGUUACUGGGGGUUGCAGUGGUAGCUGGGGACAUUGAUGUCCGCCAGUUGCAACAGGAUGUGAUGAGGCGGAUCGUAAAUGCAAAGGACAGUAAUGGACAUAAAAUGUAUCCCGAACUCCAACAAUAUUUCUCGCAGUGGGGUGGGUACCUGUUUUUUAAAAAUGUUAAGGAUUUUAGAAUAGAAAAUCAUGUGAGUGUUGUUGAAAAAUCGGAGACGAAAGAGAUGAGCGAGUUGGAUUUGAUUAACCUGCGAGUGGAACUGAUAAGCAAACCUUACAAGAAGGGUCAGAGCCCGUGGGAAUUUGUUGUUCUUCGAAAUUACCACCCCAAGUUUCCUCUCAUGAUUGACGUUGAUAAUAAUUGCGCUGAUUACACAAAGCACGACUCCAAAACAAAGAAAUCUGUCCUCAUUAUGAGAAUUCAUCACGGGAUUGCUGAUGGAUACUCACUGCUAAAAUUGUGGUUGAACUCAAUGCAAUCUGAAAAUAUGACACUUGAACAAAUUCCUCAACCAACAUUUCAUCAACGAAGUUGUUUUAAAACGUUGAUGUAUAACACCUGGGCGCUCUUGUGCGUGCCGUACUAUGUCACGGAGCAGCUAAUGACGACAUACGACUCCAAUUUUUUCCAUCCCAAAGGAAUCACCUUAUCACGCAAGUGUUCUGCUGGAAGUGUCACCUUGCCUGCAUCGAUCAUUAAGGAAAUCAGGGAGAAGAAUAAUGUAACCUUUACUGCUGUUCUGAUGGCAGCUUUGACGGGAGGUGUGAGAAAUUAUAUGCUGGCGAAUGGAAUACCCAUUCCUGAUAAAAUGCAUUGCACUCAGCCACUUCCUUGGCCAAAUCAUCCUGAGAAAUUGCGAAACUUUUGGUCGUUUUGUAUAAUCAACUUACCUCUCCAAGUGUCCGACUCUAAAGAAAGACUGAAAAUUUUGCACAAGAAAAGAGAAUCCCUUGUUCGCUCUACGGUACCGCUGCUGAAUUUGAAACUGGUUUCGCUGGUGGGAUCCCUUCCAACGCCAAUUAUUCAAUGGGCAACCAAGCGGAAAGCAACAACAAUUAUGAUGUCCAACUUUCCUGGCCCCCAAGAACCAAGUUCAAUGCUGGGAUAUCCCAUUUUAGAUGCGUCUUUUGGUGGAGGAUUUGGUAGAGGAAACUUGGCAUUUGGCAUAUCAAUGAUAAGCUACAACGGGACAUUACGAUUAGGUCUCGGUGUAGAUCAAUCUAUUCUUCCAAACCAACAUCAAGCUCAACAACUGUUAAAUAUGAUUAGAGACGAAAUUUACAUCCUAGGUCAAGAUGUGAUUGUAUAAUUAUUAAUUUUCAGUCCACACAACCCUUUCCAUUAAGAAAGAUUGCUUUAACAGCUCUGCCAGUAUCACGCGAAGGAUAAUGUGUAUGUACAUGCAUUACUCAAUAAACCAAAAAUGACCUCUAUAAUUAGGCUAGCUUUACCUUUGGAUAAUGAUUGACAAAACUCUUGCAACUGGAACUAUGUUAGCUGCAAUAUAAGUAGUGUUUUUUACUAAUUUAUUGCAAAGUCAUUUUGUAAUACUCAUUACAAUAAGAUGUAAUUAAUCUCCAGAAAUAUCCGUGCUCACGAGCUUAUUUUUGUGUACAGUAAAAAAUAAAUUUUUGCCGGUUAUAUGAAUAUGA
Molecule: messenger RNA, 2422 nt
Organism: Folsomia candida
Lineage: Eukaryota; Metazoa; Arthropoda; Collembola; Entomobryomorpha; Isotomidae
Exons: 5
Coding region: 517-2079 (520 amino acids)
Biological process (GO): triglyceride biosynthetic process
Cellular component (GO): plasma membrane
Molecular function (GO): diacylglycerol O-acyltransferase activity; long-chain-alcohol O-fatty-acyltransferase activity
Source: RefSeq, a predicted model, not a curated record